Molecule: messenger RNA, 834 nt
Organism: Odocoileus virginianus texanus
Lineage: Eukaryota; Metazoa; Chordata; Mammalia; Artiodactyla; Cervidae
Source: RefSeq, a predicted model, not a curated record
AUGACACAAGCUGUACGAAGCAUCUUCCCCCUUAACUCUGCCCUUUCUCCUAAGCGAUCACCCCCUUGUGUCCUUGAGUGCAGGCAGCAGGAUGUGGGCACCCUUGUGAUUAGGGUGUCCUUCUACCUUCAGAUGCCGGGAGAGCACCUUUCUUAUGCGAGUUCUGGACUUGGUAAAAUAAAGUCAGGGAGCCAGCAGACAGAGGUCAUCUGCUUCACUGAUAAAACGGACUAUGGGUACCCAAAGCCAGAAUCUGGCAGAUUAACUCCUCUCGCAGGCAGAAAUGGGCUGGGGCAGUUCUGUCUGCCAGGGCAGAGCAUCGGCUCCCCACAGAGAAAGCAAUACUUCGAGGUGGAAGAAGAGAAGACAUCCCUGCAGGACGCAAUGACUGUCAAAAUGAACAUUUUGUUAAAAAGACUGAGGGAGAAAGAAGAGGUUAUUAAGGAAUUAAGAGAAGAACUAGACCAAUAUGAAGAAAAUGGAUCUCAAAAAGUUGAUUCUUUUAUCAAAGAGAGCAGCCCUUUGAGAACAACUCUAGAAAAGGAAAAUUUGGAGUUCAAAACAGAAAAUGAGCGACUGCUUCAAGUCAUUUCAGAACUCGAAGAAGAAAUCCAGCUCAAUAUAAAAGAAAAUUCAGUAUUAGAAGAUGAAAUUAUAAGUCUGAAAGAGAUGGCAGAUAAGGAUCAUAAAACUAUUCAAAAGCUAAUUGGUGGCAGAGACAGAUUAGUAAGUGAGCUGGAGCUUGAAAAAUCAUUAGUUCAAGAUAUGGUAAGGGGAUUUGCAUUAUUUCUUAAUAAAUUUGAAUCCAGAAAUUUGAUUAUGAAAGUUUUAUAA